GCACGCACGACGCACGCACGCUGGCGCGGUCGGUCGGGGCGGCCUGAGGCCCAUGUGGAGCGGGGCAGCCGCAGUCGCGCUUGAGCCUCCGCCGGAGCCGCUUCUCGGGGCCUUGGGCAGCCAUGAAGGGUAGCCGGAUCGAGCUGGGUGAUGUGACACCACACAACAUUAAGCAGCUGAAGCGGUUAAACCAAGUCAUCUUUCCUGUCAGCUACAACGACAAGUUCUACAAGGAUGUGCUAGAAGUUGGCGAGCUCGCCAAGCUGGCAUAUUUCAAUGACAUUGCUGUGGGUGCCGUGUGCUGUAGAGUGGAUCACUCUCAGAAUCAAAAGAGGCUGUACAUCAUGACACUUGGAUGCUUGGCCCCUUAUCGAAGGCUGGGAAUAGGAACUAAAAUGUUGAAUCAUGUCUUAAACAUCUGUGAAAAAGAUGGCACUUUUGACAAUAUCUAUCUCCAUGUCCAGAUUAGCAAUGAGUCUGCCAUUGACUUCUACAGAAAGUUUGGUUUUGAGAUCAUUGAGACAAAGAAGAAUUACUACAAGAGGAUAGAACCCGCAGAUGCCCACGUGCUGCAGAAAAACCUCAAGAUCCCUUGUCUUGGCCAGAACACAGACGUGCAAAAGACCGACAACUGAACAAAACCCCAGUGAACACUUCUGUGCACUUGCUUGUCACCAAAUAAGGAAAGAGAGGCCUGUUCUCCCCCUUACUUCUAAUGUGUCUUGUAUCCUCUCUGAGAAAUUAAUAACUUCCUGAGGAUUGUCAGAUUGUGUGUUUGGACUUACAGCUCUGGGGGUGUUUUUUGGCAUUCUUUGGGAGGGGGGAAAAGUGUGCUCUUUUGGUUGUGGGGUGGGGAAGGGGGCCUUCAGUCGGUCUUCCAGAAGUCCGUUUUUCUUCAGUGCGCUUGAUGGGCAAAGUUUAAGCAAUACCUUGCAUCCAAUUUCCAAAACCACAUACCCAUUUUUUUAAAAAAAUCUAGAGGCUAUUGCCCUCUAAAAUUCUGAACCGCUUAGCAGUCCUGUGGCCUCAGUCACCUCUCCAUGAAUCACUCUGUUAGCUGAUCCACAGCAUUUUGAAUUGUCUCUCUCUCCACUGUAUACAGAGAGGGGCAGUGACAACCAUGAGAUCUCUCUUGCUGAAUGGUUGAUCUUUUUUUUGCCAGUUGAGGCAGUGUUCCUUGGACUGUUGUAGGCGAAGUUUCAAAGUGGAUUGUACCAUCUUCCAUUCUUCUGUUCGUUAUUGGUGUUGCAAUGACAAUAUAAGAACUUGGGGGUUUGGGCAUCAGUGGAGGAGCCAGACAUUUAAGACUGGUGAAGAAGGUCACUGCUUGGCCCUUGCCUUGGAAAUGGCGCUGCUGGUUUGGACUCUGCUUGCUUGCUGAGAUUAUACUCUUAAGAUCAAGGAUGCUUUUUUCUGCUCUUCUGAAGCCCUGGCACCCCUCUUAACAUCUUAAAGAAGGGGUCGUUUAUGGAACACCAUUUGGAAGUGGCUUAUUGGGAAAACAAUGCAAGGAUUCAGAAAUAACUGAUUUGCCUCCUGAUAUUGUAAUGUAAGACCUGUAGCCUGCUUUACUGAGCUCUCGCUUUGUAUUGUGUUUAUGCUUUUUUUUUUUGCCAUUUCGUUUCAAGCUUAUAGUGAUCAGUACAACAUUGCCAGCUUAAUCAUAUGACUUUUCUCCUCAUUGGGGGAAAUGUACUGAAAAAAACAAUCUGCCCCGUCACCUAAAUCUAUAUUAAACUGUAUUACUUUUCCUGUU
Messenger RNA from Eublepharis macularius, 1756 nucleotides. It is a transcript of the gene NAA50, whose product is annotated as N-alpha-acetyltransferase 50, NatE catalytic subunit. Bases 123 to 635 code for a protein of 170 amino acids. The transcript has 5 exons. The record is from RefSeq and is a predicted model, not a curated record. Gene Ontology annotation, biological process: mitotic sister chromatid cohesion. Gene Ontology annotation, molecular function: acyltransferase activity, transferring groups other than amino-acyl groups. NCBI's taxonomy places the organism in Eukaryota, Metazoa, Chordata, Lepidosauria, Squamata, Eublepharidae. Gene Ontology annotation, cellular component: NatA complex.